Molecule: messenger RNA, 2695 nt
Organism: Enhydra lutris kenyoni (northern sea otter)
Lineage: Eukaryota; Metazoa; Chordata; Mammalia; Carnivora; Mustelidae
Product: leucine rich repeat containing 58
Exons: 4
Coding region: 1-1116 (371 amino acids)
Molecular function (GO): protein binding
Source: RefSeq, a predicted model, not a curated record
AUGGAGGAGGCCGGAGCGGCGGUGGCCACGGCGGGGGAGGCCGAAUUGAACUUGUCCCGCCUCAGCAUGUCCCCGGAGACUGUGGAGUUGGAGCUGGAGGCGCGGGGCGAGGAGCGGCGCGGCGCCCGUGAGGCGCUGCUCCGGCUACUGCUGCCUCAUAACCGUCUGGUGUCGCUGCCGCGGGCGCUGAGCAGCGGCUUCCAGCACCUCCAGCUGUUGGACGUGAGCGGCAACGCGUUGACCGCGCUCGGGCCGGAGCUGCUCGCGCUGAGCGGCCUGCGCACGCUGCUGGCCAGGAACAACCGGCUCGGCGGGCCCGGCGCGCUGCCCAAGGGCCUGGCCCAGUCGCCGCUCUGCCGCAGCCUCCAGAUGCUCAACCUCAGCGGGAACUGCUUCCAGGAGGUGCCCGCGUCGUUGCUGGAGCUCCGCGCGCUGCAGACCCUCAGCCUGGGUGGCAAUCAGCUGCAGAGCAUCCCUGCCGAGAUCGAGAACUUGCAGAGUUUAGAGUGUUUAUAUCUUGGAGGAAACUUUAUCAGAGAAAUCCCACCAGAAUUAGCAAAUCUGCCUUCUCUAAGUUAUUUGGUAUUAUGUGACAACAAAAUCCAAAGUGUGCCUCCUCAGCUUUCACAGUUGCAUUCGCUUCGUUCCCUCAGUCUUCACAAUAACUUGCUGACAUACCUGCCUCGAGAGAUCCUCAACCUUAUUCAUUUGGAAGAGUUGAGUUUGCGAGGAAAUCCAUUGGUUGUUCGUUUUGUUAGAGAUUUAACCUAUGACCCUCCAACUCUCCUGGAAUUAGCUGCACGGACCAUUAAAAUUCGAAAUAUUUCCUACACUCCAUACGAUCUUCCCGAGAAUCUUCUUAGAUACUUGAGCUUAGCCAGCAAUUGCCCGAACCCAAAGUGUGGAGGAGUCUACUUUGACUGCUGUGUCAGACAAAUUAAAUUUGUGGACUUCUGUGGGAAGUACCGCCUCCCACUGAUGCACUACUUAUGUUCCCCAGAAUGUUCUUCCCCUUGCAGUUCUGCCUCUCACAGCUCCACAUCCCAGAGUGAAUCUGACUCGGAGGACGAAGCUAGUGUCGCUGCACACAGAAUGCAGAAAGUUCUUCUUGGUUGAAAAGAAUGGAGGGUGGUAUGAUACAUGUAAAAGAACUAAGCAAAGGUGAUUGGAAAAGAAAAAGACUUUGAAAUGGUAUCUUCAUCUUGAAUGUCCAUGAAAGAGUUGGAGAUGGUAGAAAAGAUUUUGUAUUUUAUCUUCCCAUUCAGCAGGAAUGAGUCCGGUUCCAUGUUUGGAUUCUUUGAAUAUAAUUCACUCUGAAUGAUGGUUUCGAAUUUAGCUGAUUGUUUGCAGUUUUAUUGUUUGCAAUUUUCACUCAAGUUUUGCAUGAAUCACAUGGCACAAUGGAGCAUUCUGAAGAGCAGUGCUAUAAUAAACCAUGAGUGGUGUAACUUGUGACUGUUGAGAUGAAGAAAGAAAUGAUCAGAGCUGUAAUUAUUACCAGAGUUGUCCUUGGGUUUAGACUGAACACUAUGCCUUAACAGGAUUAGCCCUCCCUUCUUGUAUUGCCCAUGUGUCUAGAUUACAGAGCUAUUCACAUAAGCUCACAGAUGGUUACAUAGGACCUAACCCUUGCUGACCUACUAACUGGUAAAGUAAGGGAUAUAACUUUUAUGUGGGAUUUUAAAACUCUUUAGUUUUGCUCCUUUGUUCUAUAUGAUUGCUGUUUCCUUUCUGUAAUCCAGCAGUGACUGUUAAAAUGCCUUAAUCCGAGCAAGAUUUUAGAAAUUUUUUCAAGUAAUGAUGCCAGAGCAGCCUGUAUAACCUGACAUACUAUGCAGAACACUUUAAAAUAUGCUUUAACAGAAUUAGGUAAACAGCUGUUUAUCUGACAUAAGAGCUCACAGCCACUUUAACUUGAAUUUUUUGUUUAAACAUGAAGUGAUCCGCUUGUAAGGAAAUCACUUUUGCACUUAAUGGGAAGCAAUAGUCUUGAUUAAUCUUUUCAUCAUAAGACAGAAUAACAGCUUUUGAUUUAAAAAUCUGUCAGACUUCUUUUGACAGAGAAGAGAUGUAAGCUUAGAAAGCUUCUUUGUAUCUUGCGUUAAAGAAGUGGGAAAAUGAUUUUAAAAUUUUUAAGUCAUGUCUGACUCCUUUGCCUGUGUGUACUGAUCUGUAACUUUCUCUACGUUUUAAAGAAAAACUAGAAAACAAUUACAAGCCAAAUAAAAUUGUGGGCAGCCAUUAUUUGUGUAAAGACUUUAUGGCAGUCUUUCAAUUGUAAGAAAUAGAAUAAUUUCCAAAACUAGUAUAACCAUGGAAUACUUUUUUGAAAGGAAUGUAUUGAUAACAUGUAAAACUUCUUAAAUAUAUCCCUUAAGUAUGGCAGAAAAAUGUUUCACAAAUUAAUUGCUAUUAGAAAUGACCAAAUUUUUUAUUAACUAGCUAACUUGGAAUAAAAAUUGAAUAGUAGAAUUAUAAUUUUGAUAUUAUAAAAUACACAAAACAUACUAGCAGUCAUUAGAUAACCAAUAAUAAAAUGAUGGGGGUUUUGGGGUUUUUAUGUUUUUUUUUUAAUAAAAUGUUUUUUUAGUGGUAAAUGUUACCUAUACAAUAAAAUGUAGAUCAGAAACACAUUAGAACAUCAGAAGCUCUCCCUUCUGGGGACGCCUGGGUGGCUCAGUUGGUUAAGCGGCUG